Molecule: messenger RNA, 1243 nt
Organism: Centropristis striata (black sea bass)
Lineage: Eukaryota; Metazoa; Chordata; Actinopteri; Perciformes; Serranidae
Product: interferon-inducible GTPase 5-like
Exons: 3
Coding region: 38-1243 (401 amino acids)
Cellular component (GO): membrane
Molecular function (GO): GTPase activity; GTP binding
Source: RefSeq, a predicted model, not a curated record
AACGUUUCAAGUUCUUCAUACGUUUUCAAAGAUCACCAUGGAAGAUCCACUUGACAACAAAGCAGCUGAAGACAUUAAAGAAGCACUAGAAAACAAUAAUCAAGCCUUAGCUGUAGCAAAGAUCCAGGAGUAUUUGGAGAAGAAGAAAAAUACUCCACUAAAUAUUGCCGUCACAGGAGAGUCAGGCUCUGGUAAAUCCUCCUUUGUUAAUGCCUUUAGAGGCUUAGAUGAUGGUGAUGAAGGAGCUGCUCCCACUGGUUGUGUAGAAACCACCAUCGAGGUUACAGCAUACCCCCAUCCUAACUUUCCCAACGUCACACUGUGGGAUCUUCCUGGUAUUGGCACCCCCAACUUUCUAGCUGACAAAUAUCUGCAGGAUGUUAAUUUUGAAAGGUUUGACUUCUUCAUCAUCGUCUCAUCUAAUCGAUUCAGAGAAAAUGAUGUGAAGCUCGCUCUGGAGAUCCAGAAGAUGAAGAAAAAGUUCUACUUUGUUCGCUCAAAGAUCGACAAUGACUUAGAUAAUGAGGAAAGAAAGAUGAAGAGAAAGAAGUCACAGUUCAAUGCUGAAAAGAUUCUGAAACAAAUCAGGGAAAACUGCACUCAAGGUCUUCAACAACAAGGUGUGAAGUCUCCACAAGUCUUCCUGGUGUCCAGUUUGCAGCUGGAGCUGCAUGACUUCCCUCUCUUGGGGAAAACCUUAGGGAGAGAGCUUCCUGCACACAAGAGGCAUGCUCUGCUGUUGGCCAUGCCCAACAUCAGCCUGGAGGUCAUCAACAAGAAGAAAGAGGCUUUCCAAUACAAUAUAAAAUAUUGGGCUCUUCUUAGUGCAGCUGGAGCAGCUAUACCAGUUCCUGGGCUUUCUUUAGUCCUUGAUGUGGAAGUGUUGGUUGUUGUUGUCACAGGAUACGUAAGUGGGUUUGGUCUUGAUAUCCCAUCACUGCGUUCCCUUGCUAACAGAUCAAAUGUGCCAUUGGAUGAUCUGAUGAAGAUCAUUGUUUCACCACUGGCUGCAAAAAAAAUAACCCGUGAUCUUGUCCUGAAGGCUCUUCUUCCAUUUGGAAAUGCAGCUAAGUUAAUGGCAGCAGAAGAAGUGUCCAGGUUUAUUCCAAUAUUUGGAAUCCCAGUAGCAAUGGUCUCCUCUUUUGUCUCCACCUACAGUAUGUUAAACACGAUCCUCAACAUGCUUGCUGAGGAUGCACAGAGAGUGUUUGAACUGGCCCUGGGUUUGGAAACCUCAGUGUGA